Ictalurus punctatus (channel catfish) is the source of this 1791-nucleotide messenger RNA. Its product is annotated as beta-1,3-galactosyltransferase 2. NCBI's taxonomy places the organism in Eukaryota, Metazoa, Chordata, Actinopteri, Siluriformes, Ictaluridae. Bases 312 to 1364 code for a protein of 350 amino acids. Gene Ontology annotation, molecular function: N-acetyl-beta-D-glucosaminide beta-(1,3)-galactosyltransferase activity. The transcript is spliced from 2 exons. The record is from RefSeq and is a predicted model, not a curated record. Gene Ontology annotation, cellular component: membrane.
CAAAGGUUGGGCAGUGUGAGGGAAGAAUGUGCUGAUCAAGUUGAGGCUAGUUCAGCACCAUCUACCUGCAACAACUUUGUCUUGUUUUUUUGUCAUUUGUCCAGAGCAAGGUAACGGCGAUUCAUCGUGACUAGGAAGCGUGCUGACAUAAAUGGAUACAGGUUCGGAUAUGCCUUGACAGGAUGAAGGUUUAUGUAUCCUAUUAGCAAAUGAACACACGGAUCACUGCAGACCUGGAAGCAUGAUUGUACCGUAGUGUCAGCUUCAGGUGUGUGCGUCAACAACGGAACUCGUCAUACACUCAGAGGGAGAUGGGCAAAGUCAGGAUGUUUGGAGUAUACCUUUGUAUGGCAAAGCAGCAGAAAGGGACUCGGAGGUGUGCUUGGCUCCAUUAUAGCUUUUGGUGUGUUGCUUUUCUGCUGGUAUUCGGGGCCAUUUGCAUAUUCCACUUCAUCAUUACCUUCACACAGAAAUACAAUCCGCCUGUCGAUGUGAAUUCAUUCUAUGUGGCUUACCCACAUAAAUACAGCUUCCACCUGGACCAGCCCGAGGCUUGCAAGCAACACAACCCGUUUAUGGUGAUCAUCGUUCCGGUGGCACCUCACGAAGUGGAAGCACGUAAUGCCAUAAGAAGCACAUGGGGGAAUGACAGCUUGGUCCAGGAUGGAAAUGUUCAGGUUCUGUUCCUGCUGGGUUUACCGAAUGAGAGCGACUCUGAAACACAACAAGUCCGUAUACAGCAGGAGAACCAGCAGCAUAGGGAUCUGCUUCAGAGCGACUUCAUAGACUCCUACAAGAACCUGACUAUUAAAACGAUGGUGAUGCUGGAGUGGUUGAGAGAUCACUGUACCCAGGCGUAUUAUGCCGCCAAAGUGGACGCUGACGUAUUGCUAAACGUUAGCGCCCUGACACAAAUGCUGCUGAGCCCCAUUCGAUAUCCGAGGAACUACAUUACUGGACUGGUGUGGUACGAGAAUGUAGUAAUCAGAGAUCCAUCCAACAAGUUUUACGUCCCUCCUGAGGUGUAUCCCUACCCGGUGUAUCCGGCAUACCCUUUAGGAAUGUGCUACGUCAUUUCCAUGGACCUCCCAGCAAAGAUUCUGCACGUGUCGAGAAACAUUAAACCCAUUUUCAUCGAGGACGUGUAUAUCGGUUUGUGCCUUGAACAGCUCCGAAUUGCUCCCACGAGCCCUCCAAACUCUGCGCAGUUUGUGGUCAAUCCACCUCCAACAUACGACCGCUGCUACUACUUGGACCUCAUUGCUGUGAUAACGGGCAGUCCUGCCCAGCUGAUCUCCAUCUGGAUAGAUCUUCACAAACCAGGCCCAGCCUGCAAAGUGGAGAACCAUACUCUUAUAGAUUAGGAAAUUAUAGUUAAAAAAAAUAAAUAAUAAUAAUUAUCGUGUCUUGCAAUUUAGCAAAAGAGAUCUAUUUCAAAUGUGAAAAAGCACCUGGAUCAUGUUGCACAGCAAACUGUUACACUACGUCAGGUCAAAAUCAGGCUGUACAUGGUUAACUAGCUAGUUAAAUUUCUUAGCUAAUAUUUAUUACAAAAAACAAAAAGUAACAUCCAGUUUAUAUAUCAGAAAUAUAUAUUUAAUUACACUUUUGCUUUCUGCAAUUAUGUUGAAACAAGAAAUUAAAUAGAUUGUGUGCAUCUUUAACAUGUAGAUGUUACUUUUACUCUGUCCUAUUUUGCAAACACCAAUUGUAUCUAAAUUAUGACUCAGAUCAUUGCCAUUAUUACAAAUGAUUUGUUAAUGGAUUUGUAUUAAAAGACAUUAAAGGCUU